AUGGUAACUGAUCAAAAUCAUUCAUACAUCGACAAGCAUGAUAGUUCAUCCAGUACUCGGAUAUUUGGGUUAGAUGAGCAAAAUGCGAAAGUGUAUAGUGUGCUUUCUAGAGAAAUUGGAGCAUUAGAUAAAAAACUUGAUAAUUAUCAUUCCGAGUAUAAUAGCUUAAAAAAGGCGGUAAAAAGAUUGGAAAGAGAUGUGGGAACCCAAAAAAUCGAAUUAGAUGAUUUGGAUGAAUGUGUAGAUAGAGAGACUGUAGUUGACUUAAUACAUGAAAUAAUUCCCUCGCUGAUUAAUGAAAAAGGUAAGAGUUCCUCUGAUUCAUCUAAUUCAUCUGAAGAAUUUGAUUCAGUUAAGACGGGAUCAGGAGAAAAUAAUCUCGAAAAAACCAUCUUAGCAUUAAGUAAUGAGCUUCAAAAAAUGCGUACAGAAGCUGAAUGGAGAAACGAAACAGCAUCUCAAGCAGGAUCUAAUCGAUUCUCUUCCACAAGUCACGUUUCCAUGGGACAAUAUUUCGAAUAUACAGAUGAAUAUGAAACAUAUUGGGUCGAAUUUACGGCCCUUUUUAAUAAUAGGAGAAAAAGGGAAAGUCGCUCUCCAACGCAAAUGUACAAUAUUUUGUCAAUUGAAAUCGGCCUUAGCGCUAGCACAUUAGCUAGUUUUUACCGUCAUCAAAAAUCACCAAGAAGAACUUCUGUAGAUAAAAUCAUCGAAUGGGUUGAAAAGGAGGGAAAUAAAAAA
Messenger RNA from Dentiscutata erythropus, 741 nucleotides. The record is from the annotation of a GenBank genome assembly. NCBI's taxonomy places the organism in Eukaryota, Fungi, Glomeromycota, Glomeromycetes, Diversisporales, Gigasporaceae.